AUUCAAGAGUUGUUGUCCCUUUGAGUGUGUGGUGGGUGAAUUUUGUAAUUCACUUAUUAUAUCAUGCAUGUAAUAAUGUAAGGAAAGUGACAAGUAAUUAUUUUCUUUCUCAAAAAAAAAGACUAGUAAUUACAUUCGUAGCGUAUUUUAAACAGAUAAUCAGCCAAAUUAAACACAUAAUGAAAUAAUAACAAGUAUCUAAUAAGACCCGUAGCCCGGUCGUUCCACCAUGUGUUUUAGUAGACUUGUUUAUAAUAAUCAUCUUGUUUAGUCACCUAGAUUCCGGACUUGUUUAUGUUUAGAGUGCUCUUUAAUUUCACUUACAUAGGCGUCCUGGUUAGAGAAUCAGAUUAAAAUACUAAACGCCUUUGAUCCUACCGAUUGUAUAUAAGAUGCAACCUUAUGGUCACGUUUAACACAUUGGCACGAGCGUAUGCACGGAUCGGGUCAACAUGUACAGUUGAGGACAUGAUCAUACCAAGGAUGUGUUAUGAAUGGCUACACUCAAGAAGGCAAGAUGGAAGAAGCUUUGAGGUUGUGAAUCUGAUGGAAGAAUUAGAAUUCGGAGGAAAACCUGAUGUGGUUAUAUUGGAGACUUGCUUCCCAAGUUAUCUCCAAUAGCUUUUAUUUUAGAAUUCUAAUGAAUGCGUGGAGCUCUAUAGGAGAUAUAAAAAUAUGCGAAUCUAUAGGAGAUAUAAGCCUAGUAGGAUUGUUGCCUUCUCUCGAAUUCUCCAUGGAAAAGAACUCUAGCGAGAAAUCCGUCGCCAGACUUAAGGCGAAGGAAUUUAAGCUGUUCGAGAGUGAAGCUGCUAUGUACGCCUUCAUGAAGGAAACCAGCAAGCCCCGGGUUAGGAUUUCCGUUGAGGGAUACGACACUUCGCUUCCUGAGGAAGAUAUCAAGAAGGCGUUGAUUGAUCACUUCGCUUCGUGCGGAGAAGUCUUUAAUGUUACAUUCUCUGAAGGCCGUGUCGGACGUGCCUUUGUUAUUCUUCGCGGAGAUGGCGCAGAAGAGAAGGCGUUGCAACUUGAUGGAAGUGACGUGGGAGGAUGGAGUGCUCGUGUUAAGGUUACACCCGAAGAGACAUACUAUGACACAAGAUUUAGGUUUGGCAUUACGGUUAGGGGAUAUGACACUUCGGUUCCUGCAGAUGAGCUCAAAAGCACUUUGAUCAAACACUUCUCUUCUUGCGGAGAGAUCACACAUGUUUAUAUCAGCACUCUCGACGGCAAGGCUGAUAUUUAUUUUUCCCGAGAAGACGAAGAAGAAGAGGCGCUGAAACUUGAUGAAACUGAAGUGGGAGGAUGUAAAUUAGCUGUUUUUCCCGUAGCAACAGCAGCGAGAUGUGACCUGCCACGUGACUCUGAUCAUCUUUGACUCUAUUUUAUCCCAGUAUAUGUAGCUCAUUGUAUUGAGAUGUUUCGCCAGAACGCGGAGAAGAUCAUCGCUUUUAAGAAGCAGAGAGGGUUGCUGUAAAUAUCUCUGCCCAAGCUCUUUGGAAUGUGUUUUAAAUCGUGUGAUAUAUAUACUAUGCAUGUCUCUCUGAGUGUUAAAUAAAGCUCAAUAUGUAUGAGCCGUGGAUGAUUAUAAUGUCUUUUUUAAAUCGUGUGCCCUUCGUCUUUUUUUUGUGUUCAAACAAUGCUCAAUAUGUAUAUGAGCCGUGGAUGAUUAAAAGUGUGUUUUUAAAUCGUGUGAUAUACUAUGCAAAUGCAACAACCUUUGUCUUCCUAUUACUUAUGGUUUGAUUUUGUGAUACAAUGCAACCUUUUUUUUUU
Messenger RNA from Thlaspi arvense, 1773 nucleotides. The record is from the annotation of a GenBank genome assembly. NCBI's taxonomy places the organism in Eukaryota, Viridiplantae, Streptophyta, Magnoliopsida, Brassicales, Brassicaceae.